Molecule: messenger RNA, 2594 nt
Organism: Dufourea novaeangliae
Lineage: Eukaryota; Metazoa; Arthropoda; Insecta; Hymenoptera; Halictidae
Gene: CenG1A
Product: centaurin-gamma-1A
Exons: 13
Coding region: 342-2498 (718 amino acids)
Cellular component (GO): nucleus
Molecular function (GO): GTPase activity; GTP binding; protein binding
Source: RefSeq, a predicted model, not a curated record
UUGCUGUUAUUUACAAGGUUUUCCCUUUAUGUACAUUAAUUGAGACAUAUUAUGUAACUUGCAUAAUCUACCGUUGGCGAUUUGAUCAAGGGAAGCGAUUUUAUUGUCUCUCGGAAGGCGGGGUUGCUUUCUGCAGUAGUGUACCAGAUAACCUGUUCGUCUAAGCCAAUAAUGUUGAUAAAUAUUCGAAUUUGACAUGUGUUACGUGAUAACAGAUACGUUUCGGCGCAUGGAAUCAUGUGAGAACAUUUUUAUUUGUGACGACACCGACGCAAUGCAGUUCAAGGCUGUAUCUGUAAAGUGAUUUUGUAAAAAAGUAAAUUAAAGUGAUCUAAAAGAAAAUGACAACUGAGCAGAGCGGACACGAUCAUUCCCUUGCGAUCCGACAAGAGAUACAACGUUUCGAAAGUGUUCAUCCAUCGAUAUACGCUAUUUACGACUUAAUAGAUCUAAUAUCUGACACACACAUCGCGAAACAAAUUCGCGAGCAUGUUGUUGCGAUUGAAGAUUCCUUUGUUAAUAGUCAUGAAUGGACAUUGGCUAGAGAUGUACCAGAAUUACAUUUAGGGAUCAUUGGUUCAUCUGACUCAGGAAAAUCUGCUUUAGUUCAUAGAUAUUUGACUGGUUCAUUUAUGCACGAAGAAUCUCCAGAAGGUGGUCGAUUUAAGAAGGAAGUUUUUAUCAAUGAUCAGAGUUAUCUUUUAUUAAUUCGAGACGAGGGUGGAGUACCCGAAUCACAAUUUUCUGCUUGGAUAGAUGCUUUAUUACUUGUAUUUAGUUUAGAGAGCGAAGAAAGUUUCUCCAUAGUUUGCAGUUUCUAUAAUAGAAUGUGUUCAUUUCGAAAUAUGUCAGAAGUACCAAAAAUACUUGUAGGAGUACAAGAUUCAAUUAAUGAUUCUAAUCCAAGAGUCAUAAAAGAUAUUAGACCAAGGAAAUUGGCAUGUGAUUUAAGGUGUCCUUACUAUGAAACAUGUGCUAUUUAUGGUUUGAAUGUGGAAAGAGUAUUUCAAGAUGUGUGUCAAAAAAUUAUUCAACAUAUAUCUGCAAAACAUUAUCGAUGUAAUGGACAACAAGCAACAGAUAAUGAGACAAAGUAUCCUGUUCCAGUGAUUGCCAAAAAUGUACAGCUCCUUGCCAAAGACAUGGAAGCAGCGAAUUCAUCAAAAUUGAGUACAUCUGACAAAGAGGAAGACUCCCGAUCUGUUCACAGUAGUUCCGUUCAAAAUGAUUCUGGAUCUAUAAGUGAUAACUUUCAUAAUGUACAGAAUCAGCACAGUGAUCUUAGAUCUUCAAUUUUAACUCCAACUACUAUCAGGAAAUUUAGGAGAAAAUCUAAUAUCUUUACCCCAUCGAAGAAAGAAAAAUAUAACAUGGGUGAAAUGGGUGUUGGUAGAGAAAUACCUGUAAAACAAGGAUACUUAUUCAAACGCAGUAGUAAGUCUUUAAAAGAAUGGAAGAAGAAAUAUGUUACAUUGUUGGAGGAUGGUCGACUAACUUAUCAUUCUAGCUUACACGAUUAUAUGAAUGACGCCAAUGGUAAAGAAAUAUUACUACAAUAUGUAACUGUAAAAGUGCCUGGGAAAACGCCUAAGGGUUCCAAAUCAUCCAAUGCUCAAGAAGAUAGUUUCGAAUUUUCUAUAAUUUCAUUAGAAAAUAAGACUUGGCAUUUUGAAGCAAAUAAUGCUGAAGAUAGAGACAGUUGGAUAUCUGCUAUAGAGCAACAAAUUCUUUCAAGUUUACAAAAUAGUGAUGGCGAUAAAAAGAAUGAAACUGAAGCUUUCAAAAUGCAUUGUAUAAAAAACAAAGUAUCAGGAAAUGAUGCCUGUGUAGAUUGUGGAACACCUAAUCCAGAUUGGGCUAGUCUAAACUUAGGCGUAUUAAUGUGUAUUGAGUGUUCAGGAAUACAUAGAAAUUUAGGUUCGCACAUAUCGAAAGUUAGGUCAUUGGAUUUAGACGAUUGGUCCGCAGGUCAAUUAAGUGUAAUGUUAGCCCUCGGUAAUGAUAUAGCAAAUAGUGUUUGGGAAUAUUGUUUAAACGGAAAACAGAAACCAAAUUCAGAUUCUCCUAGAGAAGAGAAAGAGCAAUGGAUCAGAUGGAAGUACGAGGACAAAAUCUUCUUACCACCAAUUAACCCAAACAUUUCUUUAGGAAAAUUGCUUAUUGAUUCAGUUUGCCGGGGCGAUAUGAGAGCAUUUACAUUAUGCUUGGCCAGAUGUAGUUACGAAGACAUUAAUAUGUCUGUCAGUAUGGAAGAUCUAAGGACACCCCUUCAUUUGGCUUGUGCUACAGGAAACUUAGCUAUGGCACAACUACUGAUAUGGCAUAAAGCAAAUCCACAUAACUUAGACCACGAAGGACGUACAUGUAUGUCAUAUGUACGGGCACUCGAAAGAACGCUUGACAAUUCGUCAGAUUCUAUGGAAAUGCAAAAGCUUCUUGAAGUACUUGAACAAGCUAGUAUCUCUGGAGUAGAUGAUGUAGAAACGUCUCAGUAUUAAAACUGUUCACGUAACGUACUUAUUGCAUGUGAAACCAUGCUUUAACUAAUGGCUUAGAGUUGAUAUAAAUUUUCUCAUUAACAGCACUGAUACUCA